Molecule: messenger RNA, 1921 nt
Organism: Osmia bicornis bicornis
Lineage: Eukaryota; Metazoa; Arthropoda; Insecta; Hymenoptera; Megachilidae
Exons: 6
Coding region: 246-1289 (347 amino acids)
Biological process (GO): proteasome localization; nuclear protein quality control by the ubiquitin-proteasome system
Cellular component (GO): nucleus
Source: RefSeq, a predicted model, not a curated record
GAAAUUAGUAUAGAAGAGUUAUGAAUUAAACUUGCUAUAAAAGAUUCAUUAUUGCAUACAUUUGUCUAAUAAUUUAUAAUUUUAUCCUAAGGAAUGCAACAAAGACACAUGUAAGAAUUGAAAUAUUGUGUUUAUAUGAAGAGGAGUAAUGGACAUUUCACGUUCCAUACUUAAGUAACCACUAUUUUAAAGGAAUAAGUUCAUUACAUAUGUUUAAACGAAGAUUUCUUCGUUAUAUGUAAGAAAUGAAUACUCCAACAACCAGAGAUUUUCUACGAAGACCAAAUGGAACACGGAGAAGAUCGGUCCGGCAAGCUUUGGCCGUGAUUCCUGUCAAUAACACUGAAUUAUCACCUGGAGAAGCCAUUUCUACUGAAGUUAAUGCAAUGGAUAAUUUUUUAAAUAGUCGACAAGGCUCUGAUUCUUGGAGUCCUGCACCUAGCCCCGAUGAAUUGGUUAUACAGAAGCGUGGACGUCGUUGUAGGCCUAUUGUUUGGUCACCUGAUCUUGAUACUUGUAAAAGAAAUAGUCUAUUCAGUUUAAGUUCUAAAGAUCGUACUCCAGUAAAGAGUCCUUCAAAAUCAACUAUGGUUUUAAGAAGUACACCUAGGAAAAGACUUAUUCUUGGUGAUACCAAUGAGUCUGAAUUUACAACACCAGAGAAAAAGAAGAAAUCACAAAGUUCAUUAGAUAGUAACAGUGGACAGAGACAUUAUACUGGCAAUUUAUUAAAUGGCCUGAGAGGUCUUAGUCAUGAACAAUUAGUUCAAAUGAUUAUGGAUUUGGUGUCUAUGCAAGAAGAUGGUAUUCUACACGAAGGAGAAAAAAUAUCCAAUCUUUUGCUUAAAAAAAUGCCAGUUGCAGAUAUACAACCAUUAAUUGAUACAUUAAACAAUUUAAAACAAAAUAUUCGUAUUAGUAUGAUGUCGUCUAAUUUGGACGAUUUAGCAAGUAGUCAUGCUUAUAUUCAUUUAGAUGCUUAUCAGAAAAUUAUCAUAGAUCAGGGAAAGAGACUUGUAGAAUCACAGCACUGGAUGUCUGUAAUGCAUUACGUGUAUGCAGCAUGGAAUAUUACAAAACAGAUGAAAGAUUGGGAAAAUAAGAAUCUUUGUAACUUCAUGAAAAAAUGUUUUAAAAAUUUGACACACUUUUGCAUUCAAGCAUUAAAGAAAGGGAACUUCACAAACAGUGUAUUGGAUAUGUUUUCCGACAGGCUUGCUGCUAUGGUCAAUGAUUAUGAUGACAUAAUAACUUGUGUGGAGUUGAUAAACGAAGCAAAGCAGAAUUAAAUUUAAGCUUUUUUUUUUUCUCGGUCGUUGAUGUUAAAGAGGCCAUACGUAUAAAUGUUAACAUACAUCAAUGUAUAUGUAUGUUUUUAAUAUAUACAUAGAUUUUAAUUCUAAUGUUUGUGAUGUAAAGAGUCGGUAAAGGAUUCAACAGUUUUUAUUGGUAGAUCAGUCAUAUUUGUUUUUUUUUUUACCGAGUCGGUUUGUGGUAAUUUUCUAAUUUGAUCAUGAGAUUUACACAAUAUGGUAUUAAUGUAUUAGUCAUAAAAUAUUUAAGACCUUUAAAUGAUAUUUUUAUACUGUAAUAUUGCAAAUAAUUGCUUUAUAUUUAUACCCGUGUUUUGAGAUGCUUGACUUUUUUCAAUUUUACGGUGAUGAUUUGCAUGUGGAUGGAAAUAUCGUUAAAGAAGGUGCGGUGUUGUUCUCAGUACAAAUUAACUUAUUUUUUUUUUUUUUUCUGAUAACUCAAAGUGGACGAAACCACUUUUGAUUUUAAGAUAUUUAUAGAAUUUGUAUCGUUCCUUAACGUACCUCCUGUGUAUUUUGUUAAUAUUAUCGGACGAUUACUUACUUCGUUAGUAUCGUUGACUUCGUCUGUACAUUUUCAUGACAAUAAACGCAAAUAUCAGCAUAAA